Messenger RNA from Solanum pennellii, 3500 nucleotides. RefSeq lists its product as uncharacterized. Bases 581 to 3112 code for a protein of 843 amino acids. The transcript has 9 exons. Lineage: Eukaryota; Viridiplantae; Streptophyta; Magnoliopsida; Solanales; Solanaceae. The record is from RefSeq and is a predicted model, not a curated record.
AAGUUUUGAUCGGGAUGUAUAAAGUCGUAAAGCAAAAAUUGGAUAAGUUAUGAAUAACGGCAUUUGAACAUUGCGCCACCGUGUUCCGCCGUAGAGUUCACCGGCGUCCGACAGAAAACAGAGUAAUCUCGGAGGAGAAGAAACAAACCCAAAAACAUAUAUACAUGUAUACAAGAAUUGCACGUAAUUGAAGGUAGAAACGGAUGUGAAGAAAAGCAGAAGAAAGUUUUUUUGGAUUUUGAGGAAGAAAACAAGAACAGAGAGGGGGUGGGGGUGGUAGGGUUAUGGGGGGAGGUGGGGGCAAUUGAGAAUUGUCUCCUUCUCCGGAAUUUUUUGUUGCCUUUUUCUUCUUGACAUUAAAGACGAUAAUCAGAUUACCGAUAUCCAAAAAAAAAAUAUAUACAUGACAUAAAUACUAUAUAUAGCAAUAUUUUCCCUUCAUUUUUCCCCAUUUACCCAUUUGCUUACUUUGUCUAGAACAUUCCAUGUUGUCAAUGGCCUCUAAAACCCUACAAUUUUCUUGGGUAUAAUCAGGAUUUUUUUUUAAUUUUUUUUUUUUGGUUGAUAAGGAAGGGGGGUUAUGGGUUCUUGUGGAAUCGGUAAUCGGGUAGAAAUGGAGCCUCGAUGGGUGGAAAUGUUGGGUCCUGAUCCAUCGGCAGUUACAGAGGAUUGUUGGGCUGUUGCUGAAGAAGCUGUACAAGAGGUUGUGAAUUGUGUUCAUCCGACUCUUGAUACUGAAGAGAAGAGGAAAGAUGUUGUUGAUUAUGUGCAGAGACUCAUCAGAUGUUCUCUUGGAUGCGAGGUUUUCUCAUAUGGAUCAGUGCCACUGAAGACCUACCUUCCUGAUGGUGACAUUGAUUUGACUGUUUUUGGCAGUCCUGUUGUUGAAGAAACAUUAGCCCGUGAUGUUCUCGCUGUUCUGCAGGAAGAAGAGCUAAAGGGAAAUACUGAGUAUGAUGUCAAGGAUCCCCAAUUUAUUGAUGCUGAGGUUAAGCUCGUGAAAUGUAUUGUACGAAAUACUGUGAUAGAUAUUUCCUUUAAUCAGUUAGGAGGACUUAGCACACUCUGUUUCCUUGAGCAGGUAGAUCGCCUUGUUGGUAAAAAUCAUCUAUUCAAACGUAGCAUUAUUUUGAUAAAGGCUUGGUGCUAUUAUGAAAGUCGUGUUCUUGGUGCACAUCAUGGUCUAAUUUCUACAUAUGCUCUGGAAACACUGGUCUUAUUUAUAUUCCAACUGUUCCAUUCAUCGCUAAAUGGUCCUCUAGCGGUUCUCUAUAGAUUUUUGGAUUACUACAGCAAAUUUGAUUGGGACAACUAUUGUAUCAGUUUGAAUGGUCCAGUAUGCAAAUCAUCCCUUCCUGAGUUAUUUGUUGAGAUGCCAGAUUAUAUAAGCAAUGAGUUGUUGCUAAGUGAGGAAUUUUUAAGGAACAGUGCGGAAAUGUUCUCAGUUCCAUCCAGGGGUCUUGAGUCGGACACACGACCAUUUCAACAGAAGUAUCUAAACAUAAUUGACCCCUUGAAGGAAAAUAAUAACCUUGGACGUAGUGUCAGCAAAGGUAAUCUCUAUCGAAUACAAAGAGCUUUUAAGUAUGGGGCCCGCAAGCUUGGCGAUAUUCUUUUGUCACCGUAUGACAAAGUUGCUGAUGAGAUCAAGAAGUUCUUUGCAAACACUAUUGAGAGGCAUAGACUCAAUCUUGUGGCUGAAUUGCAAUAUUCCAACCUAAUUUUUGGAGAUGAAGACACAUGUUCUUCAUUAUCCCCUGCUGAAUUUUAUGCCAAUGCUAGAAUGCUUCUGAAAUCAUCAGACGGUGAUUUUGAGAAUGAUAGCCUGAAAAAGGCAUAUACAUCAAUAUCAAAUGAGUUGUUGAGUAGUUUGAUGAAUGGAGCUUCUUCAGAAAUGGUGUCAGAAACUGGCUCCUUUUCAGAUGAUGCACUAGUGUCAGGAUUCUGUCAAUACAGAUAUGCAAAUGAUCCUUUAGCUUCUGUACCUCUAAAUCUAGGUGUUUCAAAUGGCUCAUAUGACUGUAGUUCUAAUGGAAAUUCCAUGAGUUCUCUUUCUUGGAAGCAUUACUAUGCUCCUCCGUUCUAUUUCAAUAAAUCAUCUGUUGAAAAUGGGAACUCUGGACCUGAGUUGUGCCAAAGUGACCUAUCUGGUUCUUGUUUGGGGGUGGAAACCCCAGAGUGCCCUCAGGAGAGCAGCAGCAUCUACAAAGCAGGUACUGAUUGUAGUGAGGACUUCUGGUCUGGUGGUUCAGAAAUCUCAAGUCCAAGGACCAGUGUUUUAGAAAGUGUAACUCUCGAUAUAGGGGAAAGGGACUUGGCAAGCACAGCUGGAGAUAUUGAAGCUAUAAAUCCCUUAGUGGACUUAAGUGGGGACUAUGACAGCCAUAUACGGAGUUUGCUUUAUGGCCAGUGUUGCUAUGGGUGUUAUUUGUCAGCACCAGUACUUAAUAGUCCUUCAUCACCUUCUCCAUCUCAAAACAAAAACUUUUGGGAUACUGUCCGACAAUCAAUACCACUUAGAAAGAACUCAUUUUGGCAAACAAAUGGGAAUGGUAUGCUUGUCGUGGAACCAGCUGUUCGUCCUUCUGGCAAUGCUCUAUCAUCUGAUGCUACUUUACGUUCUGGCAAGAAAGAAAUGGCUCAAGGAACUGGCAUCUACUUUCCGAAAACGGAAUAUCAGCAGGAGAGACGUAAAGGACGGACUAAGAGUAAGGCAUUAGGAAGUCAUGGUCAGUUUCAUUUGCAUAGUGGCACCCAUAGUUACGAGGUUGCAUUUUCUGAUGCAAAUCAUUCAGAGGAGAUUUCAGCUGUCAAAUCUUCUGUUGGAGGUCGUGAGAAGUUAGCCUCUUCUAGCCAAUCUGGUGGCCUCCUCGAAGAAUCUCAUGCCAAUGCUUUCUCGAAUUCAUCAUGUAGAAUUGAAUUUGGAUCUCUGGGUAAUCUCUCUGAGGAUGUGCUUUCACACACUUCUCGUGAUGUGAUUCUGAUUCCAAGUGCCCCACAAAAAGUGCAACUUCCAGAACCUGCUUGUAGUAAGCAAGGAAGGGAUGCAGAGCAUUCGUUGAGGCUGAAGAACGAAGAUGAGUUCCCUCCUCUACCAUUGUGGAAGGUUUAGGAUUUCCUCCUUGUUUGAAGACUGAAAGGGAAUUUUACAGUGAAAACUAACAAAAACAGAUACUUUAGGCAGAUAUCAGAUAUUAAAAAAAAAAAAAAAAAAAAAAAGAAAAGAAAACUUGAAGACGGUAUUAUCCUAGUAUGUCUUUUUUUUUUUUUUGGAUGCACAUCUAGGUGGGAACCAUUUUGGUAGCAGGAGAGUACAACAAUUACAGCUUAGUUCCGAUCUAGGUGAAGCCCAGCUAUAUGAAAGUAGUGUAACAUAGUAUAUGCAUACUGUACAGUUUCUUUGGCGGAACUUCGUUGCGCCAUUGGCUGUAAUGCUGUAGUUCCUGUGUUACCACCAUUGCAAACUUUUUAGUGCAUGUUAGCUUCUAAUCGUUUUGGUG